UGCGCUGUAAAAGUGUAACUAUACUCCUGCCAUCAAAUUUCGCUCGCAAAGUGUAUCUAGUUGGAACAGUAAUAGGACUAAAUAAUCAGUUAAUCGUUCGUUGUUGCGCGAUUUAAAGUGAUAUCGUGAUAUUGGAAUGAGUGCCAUACAAUUAUAUACGAAAGGAGCAAAAGUAUGGAUUCCCGAUCAAGAAAAAGUAUGGGAAGAAGCGGAGUUACUUGAGAGUUAUUCCCCAAACAAAACAUCACUCAGCAUACUAACCAUUUCAAAUGAAACGAAAAAUUUAAAUAUCAAAUCUGAAAAAGAUCUACCCUUCUUGAAGAAUCCUAACAUCUUACUUGGAGAAAACGACUUGACGUCAUUAUCAUAUCUCCAUGAACCGGCUGUGAUGCAUAAUUUGAAGUUCAGAUUUUGCCAGAAAAAUGAAAUCUACACGUAUUGCGGGAUUGUCUUAGUGGCUAUUAAUCCAUAUACAGAUGUACCGAUUUAUGAUGUUGAAACAAUACAAACGUACAGGCGGCAAGGGAUAGGUGACCUCGACCCUCACAUUUUUGCUGUCGCAGAAGAAGCUUAUAGAAAAUUAGAACGGGAACAAACGGAUCAAAGUAUCAUCGUCUCAGGAGAAAGUGGUGCUGGUAAAACAGUGUCUGCAAAAUACACUAUGAGAUACUUUGCCACAGUUGGUGGAAAUGCAACUGAAACACAAAUUGAGAAAAAAGUUUUAGCAAGUAGCCCUAUAAUGGAGGCUAUUGGAAACGCCAAAACAACGAGAAACGACAACAGUUCUAGAUUUGGAAAAUUUAUAGAACUCCAAUUCAAUAAACAGUUCCACAUUUGUGGUGCUUCUAUGAGGACAUACCUCCUAGAAAAAAGUAGAGUAGUGUUUCAAGCAUCAGAUGAAAGAAAUUACCAUAUAUUUUACCAAAUUUGCGCAGCUAGACAGCAGUUACCACAUUUACAACUAGAUCAUCAAAACAAAUUUCACUAUUUAAAUCAAGGUGAGAGUCCAAAUGUGCCAGGAGUAGACGAUUUAAAAGAAUUUGAAGAAACUGUGAAUGCUUUAAAUUUACUAGGAUUCUCACAACAAGAACAAGAAGAUAUGUUCAAAAUAAUAGCCUCAAUUCUACACAUUGGUAAUAUUCAAUUUACUGAGUGCAUGAUUAAAGUAGAAAACGAACAGGAUCAAGAGGGUUGUCUUAUUAAGCCAAAUGAUAAAGGUUUGAACGCUGUUGCUGAACUCCUGGAAAUCGAUGAAGAGGAUAUGAGGCGAUGGCUGUGUACCAGAAAACUUGUAUCAAUGCGGGACAUUUUCCUAAAACCAAUGACUGCGGAGGCAGCCGUCAUCUCCAGAGACGCCUUGGCGAAACAUAUUUAUUCCGAACUAUUCAACUGGAUAGUACUGAUCAUCAACAGAACGUUAGAAUCGGAAGUUCCCCGACAUCGGUUUGUCGGAGUACUGGACAUAUACGGUUUCGAAACAUUCGAUAGCAAUUCUUUUGAACAAUUUUGUAUCAAUUAUGCAAACGAAAAACUACAACAGCAAUUUAAUUUGCACGUUUUCAAAUUAGAGCAAGAAGAGUACAUUAAAGAAGGGAUUGAAUGGAAAAUGAUCGAGUUUUAUGAUAAUCAGCCAUGUAUAGAUUUAAUUGAAGCAAAACUAGGAAUUUUGGACUUGUUAGACGAGGAAUGUAAGAUGCCACGUGGUUCUGACGGAUCUUGGACAGAAAAAUUAUAUACAAAGUGUAUCAAGUAUGCACAUUUUUCCAAAGGUCGAUUUGGAUCUUCGUCUUUCGUGGUCAAUCAUUUUGCUGACAAAGUGCAAUACGAAAGCAACGGCUUUCUAGAAAAAAAUCGAGAUACUGUGAUAGAAGAGCAAAUACAUGUAAUAAAAAAUAGUAAAAAUCACCUUAUCAAGAAACUGUUUGCACCUGAAGAUCAAAAAUUGGCUACGACUAGAACUAAACUGAAAGUUGUAUCGGCUAAGCCAACUCCAAAUGUACAAAAAACACAUAAGCAAACGGUUUGUUCACAAUUCAGAGACUCUUUAAAUAAACUGAUGUCCACAUUAAACGCUACCACCCCGCACUAUGUUCGAUGUAUCAAACCAAACGAUACUAAAACUCCAUUCGAGUACAAUCCAAAACGAGCAGUUCAGCAACUCAGAGCCUGCGGUGUACUGGAAACGAUCCGACUAUCUUCAGCAGGAUUUCCGAGUCGAUGGACGUACCUCGACUUCUUCUACCGAUAUCGGGUCCUGUGUAAAUCGAAAGACAUUGACAACAGAAAUAUUCAAAAAACUAGCGAAAUUAUAUUAGGCAAUUCCAUUAAAGAUUCUUCUACUUAUCAAUUUGGUAAAACAAAAAUAUUCUUCAGGCCAGGGCAAGUAGCUUAUUUGGAGAAAUUGAGAGCGGAUAAAUUGGUAGCCUGUUGUAUUAUGAUGCAAAAAUCUGUAAGGAUGUUUAUCUAUAGGAAACGCUAUAUCAAAAUACAGAAAUCUGUACAGCUCAUUCAGCGAUAUGGUAGAGGUGCAUUAGCAAGGAGAUUAGCUCAAGAUAUACGAAGAGAAAGAUCAGCAAAAACUAUCCAACGAUACGUGCGUGGAUGGGUCAAGAGAAUCCAAUACCAAAGGUUGAGAAAAUGUAUAUUGGGAAUACAGUGUCAUGCACGAGGAUAUAUGGCUAGAAUUAGGUUUCUUAAACACAAAUAUAAUCUCGCUGCCGUUACAAUACAAAAAUACGUUCGAGGUUGGUUGGCUCGAAAACAAUUCAAACAGAAAAUUAGACAUAUUGUUAUAUGCCAAGCUGCUGUGCGGCGCUAUUUGGCUAGGAAACAAUACAAAAAACUUCGAAUUGAAGCGAGAUCCAUUGAACACGUGAAAAAACUUAAUAAGGGAUUGGAAAAUAAAAUCAUUAGUCUUCAACAAAAAAUUGAAACACUUAAUAAAACUAACCACGAACUCAAAAAUUACCAAAACGAAGUGCACGAAUUGAAAACAAAACUUCAAGCUUUUAGAGCUAUGGAAACGGAAAUAAAGAACUUGAAAAAUAUCAUUUUCGAGAACAAUAAAACAAUCGAAAAACUAAAAAGCGAUAUUAAUAUUGAAAAAGAAGAAAAAAUGGAUAUAUUAAAUGAGCUCGACAGAUUUAAACAAGAUGUAGAAAAUCAACGGAGAAUGUGGAGCGAGGAUACAGCUAAAUUGCGAGAAGAACUAGAGAAUAUGAACGAGAUCGUAAAAACGAGUGAAAAGGGCGCCGAAGAAAACUUGAAAGAGAGACUAGAAGCUGAAAAACUUCUAAUUUUGAACGAAGCAGACUCAGACAGAGAACAGUACCAAAAACUGUUGAGUGAAUAUCAAAAUUUGGAGCAGUUUUGCGACGAGUUGAAACUACAACUACGAGGCCAAGGGCAUCUUGGAGUACAUCGUCGAAACGUUAGUGAUAUAAGUAGUAUAUCAGUCAUGGAUGAACAUAUGAGUAGUGACGUACCAGAAGAUUACGGAUAUGGUUCUGUGAGAUCCACAGCAAGUAAUAAUUCUGUUAGGGAAAGACUAGAUAAUGUUGACUGGAAAAUAGAAGGUACCAGUGAAAAUCAAACGCCAACAAAUACCAGUACGAGUGAUUCGAACACAAACCAAGAAGUCGAAAAUGAAAGUAAUAUUGAUAUUGGACUUGUGCUCAAGCUUCAACACAAAUUAGCAGAAGUUGAACGAAAUAAAGAUAGAAUGCAAAAACGUUUGGAUGAACUCAGUACGUCUCCAAAAAUAGAAAAGGCCAGAACCGAUGCAGAAGUUGCGGCUAGAAUAUCAGAAUUAGAGUUGUGCAAUUCUCAGCUCAAAACUCAAUUGUUCGAGUUGCAGAACAGUAUUAAUGAAGGAAAAGGCUUCCCUAAACUCCAGGAACAAUUAGCCACAGCACAAAAUGAACUAGAAAGACGAAGCGAAGAAAUAAUUCAGCUCAAGGGUGUCUUAGCAAACCAAACCAACGACAUGAAAUUUAUGUUAAAUUCAAAGACACGUACAGGUGAAUACAUAAAUGAAGAUGGUGAACUUGCUCAAGCUUAUGAAACGCAAAAAACGAUCAACAAACAGCUUGAACUUGAGUUGCAAGACGAAAAAGCGAAAUAUCAAGCAUACGAGAAAGAACUUAAGUUGGAAAUUGAAAGACUUCAAAACGACAACGAGAGACAACAACGAAUCCUUUCCACUAACCUUCUGGGUUCCGGUCAGACUCAAAACGAAGCUUACAUGCAAUUACAAAUUACAAGACUAACUUCAGAGAAUCUCGAAUUACAUGAUAAAAUUGACGCUUUGAACGAAAACAUUAGGAAAUUGAAAAAGCAGGAAAGAUUUCUAGCAAAGAAAUUAAGAGAUUUCGGUGGUAAUACAAUGCCUGACAAUGAGCCUUAUCAAAGUGAUCUUGGAUUAUCAGUUCCCAUUAGGAAUGUACCAUCAAUACGUAAAAAAGAUAGGGAAUAUUUGGGCAUGUUUUCCUAUAAAGUUGGAACUGAGAAUGCCAUUAUGAAGGAACUUGUUAUUGAUCUCAAACCACGUACUGCCGUAGCACUUCUUCCUGGAUUACCAGCACAUAUCGUAUUUAUGUGCAUUAGGUAUACCGAUUAUAGAAAUGACGAGGAUAUGGUUAAAACACUAUUAUCAGCAUUUAAUAACUCACUCAAGAAAGUUAUUAAAAAAAGAGGUGGAGAUUUUGAGACUACCGCCCUUUGGCUUUCUAACGCAAAUAGGUUAGUAAACAACAUGAAACAAUACAGUGGUGAAAAAGCUUUUCAAUUUCGAAAUACGCCAAAACAAAACGACCAGUGUCUAAGGAAUUUCGACUUAUCCGAAUAUCGUCAGGUAUUUUCUGAUACAGCUCUGUGUUUAUAUCAUGGAUUGAUAAAAGGCGUAGAGGAUAAAAUUCAGACACUAAUUGUACCUGCAAUUCUCGAACAUGAAGAAAUUCCUGGUAUGAGUGGAAACAAACCAAGUGGUAGAAAUAGAUUGGGUAGUACUUCUAGUGUAAGUACUCCUACAGGAAGUCAAAAACCAACGACAGCUCUUCUCACUGAAUUAACAAACCACUAUAAAAUGUUAACAUACUAUGGAGUUGAUAUGGAAGUAAUAUCCCAAAUAUUCAAGCAAAUAUUUUACUUCAUUUGUGCAUCAAGUCUCAAUAAUUUACUAUUGAGAAAAGAUCUUUGUAAUUGGUCCAAAGGUAUUCAAAUCAGGCAUAACCUCUCUCAUUUUGAAUCGUGGACUAAAGAUAAAAAUUUAGAUGAACAUGCAAUCCGAAUCACUCUUGAGCCAAUCAUACAAGCAGCUCACUUACUGCAAUCCAGAAAAACCGAAGAAGAUGUAGAGAGUAUUUGUGAUAUGUGUAGUGCGUUGACGCCUCCACAGAUAUGCAAAAUACUCAAUUUGUACACUCGUUUAGAUGAAUUUGAACACAUUCCUGCGAACUUUAUAAAGCUAGUGCAAGCAAAGUUGAAGGAGCGGCCUGAAAGCGGUCCACAAGUUUUGCUUAUAGACGUGAAGUACAAAUAUCCAGUGCGAUUUGUGUUUAAUCCAUCUAUUAUUUGUUUGGAAGAUGUAGAAAUACCAGAAGUGAUCAACUUACCUAUGCUUGAAAAGCUUUAAAUCGUUAGUAUUAAUAUUAUUAUUUAAAUAAUUUAGUAUUGGAUUUAGACGGGAGCGCAAAUGUAACUUAGAGUGGAAUAAUUGGAUUGUUACAAAAAAAGUGCAUUUCCUAACUGGUUUUUUUCUCUUUGUUAAAAUAAGAAAAUUAAUAUUAUUAGUUCCUUUGAAUAUAUAAUUUGAAACAUUAGAAGUGAGUAUCUAGUAGUUUCACAUUAUAAAAUUAAGCAACCAUUUUUGGUUAAAAAAUUAUUGUUUCCACUUUUUUAAAAAAAUACAAUAAGUAUAUUUAAUAUUCCAUACGUAUUCUAAUAUAUUUUCUUAAUAUUAUUUCAAUAAAGUAAGGGAUAUACUUUAACUUAUUGUAACUUUUUAGCAAAUCAAGCUAACAACAAAAAGUAAACGAAAUCUAAUUGCUUAAGGAAUGGGAUUUUAUUAUGUCUUUAGAAAACAAAAGCGUUGUCAUGACAAUUGUUGACAGGAGUGUCAACAAAAUCAUUCAAUUUGGAGUUUAUUUUCAAAUUAAAACUCAAGUAAACGUAAAGUUGUAACGACUCAAAUUGUAAUAGCAUGGAUCUACAAACAAGAAUUAGGCAUUCCAACGACCUGUCAAACUGCUGACAAGUUGGAACCACUGAACUAUAUAUUAAACUGGAAGAACAAAGCCGAUCAACAAAAUCAAACCGCAUAGCGAGGCGAUAUUUGACACUUCGGUGCCCACAUGUGCGUAUCGAAAUACACUGAAAAGGAUCAUCAAAAUUAAAUUUAACACUUAUUACAUUCAACUACGACACCUUUUAAUUUAAGAAAAUAUUAUAAAAAUGAUUUUUGAUUAAUACGCAGCUGAAACAAAUGUUCCAAUAAUAAUAAUUAUUAAAAUAGGGUGUUAUUAAUAAAAAAUAAUAUAAUUUAUCAUAGUACGCCCGUGAAAAACGUGACGUAGAAUGCUCGAAAUUGACGGUCUGGCGUCCAAAUUGUCUUGCGCACCGACCGUUUUUUUCACCCAUGUCGGCUUAGAAAUUAGGAGUAGGGUUUAUGUCAUUUAGCCAGUUUAAUAUCAAGGUCGGUGGUUGGAACUGACAUUUAGAUCUGGCAACCCUGUGAGCUUGUUGUCAUUGACAGGGUCAAUGAUACAUAUAUAGUUAUAUAGACUGCUCAAAGGGGGUCGUUUACGAGCGGCCAUAUUGCCUCGCAAGUGCUCAUUAAUCAGAAUCGAUUUUGCCAAUAUAUUUUUAAACUUUUUCAACAAAAUUCCGUAAUGAAUAAUGGAGUAAAACUACUGAAAAAAGAUGCCCUCAAAAGUAAUACCAGUAGCCAUUAAAAAAAUUUUGAGAUCUAUUAAACCCGAUUUUAAUUUAUUUAAAAAAACUGCACUCCGACAGGUUACAUUUUUUUUACAUAUCAACCCUUUCGCGAGACACAAAAAAUGCCAGCAAUAUCAUGUUAGAUUUAGAAAUACACUGUGUUUAAGCUAAAUUCCGAACUUCGUUGUAAAAAUUCAAUAUACUGUCACUUUGCCGGAUUCUUUACACCAGAAAUAGUAAAAUAGAAAAUUUUAUUGGCAUCGGCAUCUGGAAGCAUAUAUUUUAACGCAGGCAAAUAAAACAAAAAUCCAUCAACAAGUGACUCUGAAUUUCACAGGUCACUUCGCUCCUACCUUAAUUUACUGAAAUGUAACAAAUAAGACAAAAACGUAAUACAUACAUGACUUCUCUAUUUUUGUACUUAUAUUUGAGAAGUUAAAAGUCCUCAGAUCCUCUACAACUUCUCUGUUCCUUGUUUUUAUGUUUUGGGGAGCUAAAAAAGGUCCUCUCUCUCCAAUUCAAUGUUGUAUUCGUGUUCAGCGUCCAGAAUUGGGUCAAAAGAAAUAUUAUGGUCACCCUACAUAAUGCACCAACAAUAACAGAACAUAGAACAAUCUUAAGCAAUAUAAUCUUUUCAAAUUGUUUAAAAAAAUUGAAUUUGUCAUUGAGUAAAGACGACAGAAAAAAGAAAAAUAUAUCACAGAAACUGGACUUUUCUAUAAUAUUAAAUACUAGCUUUUCUAGUUUUACUUUUGGAAUUUUAUUUUUUUAAUCGCUCGUUGCCCAUUGAUCGUAAGGAACUAAUAUUUUAUUAAAAAUACCUAUUUGACUAGUUUUUCAUAGAUACCUAUCGACAAAGUGAACCCUUUUCAUAUUGUUUAAAUAUGUUCCACUUAAAGUUACAUAGGCGUGUUUAAAUUAGUGUCUAUGUAUAUGUAUGUAUAAAUAGAAAAAAAGGAAAUAAAACGUAUUUGAUAAUCGUAGAAGUAGAAAAAAAAAAAAGGGAAAAUUGACCACCCUGGAAAGUAUAGCUUUAUGAUAUUAAUAUUUUUUCGUAUAAAUAUACGAGAUACUUUUUCACAGGGAUAAUAUUGGUAUCUUCUAAAUUCUGAACCACAAGAGAUACCAAGGGUUAAACAGGAAAAAGUUGAAUAAGUAAUUUAAUGAUAGUCGACGAUAUGAGGAACUGUAAAAUAUUUAGAAUAAAUUAAGUGGAUCCCAUAUCAUUUAUUUAUUAUGACUUCUUUGUUAAUGCAAAUCGAAAAACUGAAUGAAUUUAUUGUUUGGUCCUUCCGUUUGCUUUAAUUGUUAAAGAAAAAUUCACAAUAAUAUGUUUGGUUUGUAAAGGACCACAUCAACUUUAGCAAUACUACGUAUUUUACUAUCUCUGCGAAAAAAUAUCCAUGUUUAUUAAAGCGUUGUUUUUAUUAUAAUUAAUUUAUGAGUUGUGGUAAAAAUUUAACUCUACAAUUUCUGUAGAUAUUUUAUUCCGUUUUUUCUUUACUUUACUAUAUUGUCAAAACUUAUUUAAUCCCAAUGAACACAGACGUAAAAAUAUGUUGAUAGAAUUGUAUUUAUCUGUAUAUCAAGCAAAACUGCUUACCAAAUUAGUUAAAACUGUAACUAUUUAUCUGUGUUUAUUAGGAAUAUUAUUAUUGUAUUAUAGAUUUAAUUUUGUAUAGGCCUAUUUUUAAGUUUAGUCAGAUUUAUUGUAAAUAUUUUUGUAUAUAUAUAGUGUUAAAUAAUGAGAUUCUUUAUAUAUGUUGAUUGAAGAGUAAUAAUUUUAUGUAUGUUGAAUAUGUUAUAAAAUUUAUAUCAAAGCCAAAAUACAAAGCAGACGUUUAUACAUUAAAAUGAACAUUUUAUUUAAUAAAGUGAAAGUUUUAAUUAUAAUUUGCAUUAUAGAACCAAAUUUGGGAAAUUACUUCGUUUUCGUAAGCAAUUUCGAAAUUUUUGUAUAUUAAAAGGUUAACGAUUCAAGAACAGAAUAAAACACAUGUAAUUUUUUAAUUUACUAAAUGCUACUACUGAUGGUAAGACAAUUUGAAAAAUUUGCACUAGAAAUCGCAACUAAAUCUUCCUUCUUACUAAGAUGUACCUACCUAUAAUUCUGAAAAAGAUACUUUCAUAAAAUAUGUAUCUCUUCAUAGUCCGUCAGAUAGUGACAGGUUUAGCUGUCCCAUUUUCGAAUACAAGCCUUGAAGAGGGUUGAAAAUCAAUUUUUAGUAGAAUGAAAGGAAAUUUACGAGUGGCUGCUAGGGAUAACACAUGGAAAAUUCAAUUUUCCCUAACAAAAACGAAAGGUUAUUUGUUGCCCAUUUUUCCACACAAGCUGUUUUCACUAUAUGAUUAAUUAAUAGAACUAGGCUUCGGAAAACCAAAGGCUUUAUUGUUGCAAGUAGCUAAAGGGUUGAAAUAAGGGCGUAAACGUUUAAGGAAAAAUCGAGAUUUUGCCCGAUUUUUCCACACAAGCCCAUCGAAUGUUUGAAAACGUACGUCAUCACUAGUCCGAAAAACAUAUUUUCUUGAAUGAUCCGAAAGUGCGUUUUGGGGUCCGAAAUUUUUUUUCCAUGUGUUAUCCCCAAGAGCCACUCCUAAAUUUUCUUUUAUUCUACUAAAUAUCGAUGUACUUUUCAGCCUCCUUUCAAGAUUUGUAUGCAAAAAUGGGGUACCUAAAUCGGUCACUAUCUGACGGUUUAUCAGUUUGUUGAUUAAUUAUUCUGGCUAGUUCUAACUUGCAUCGUUUAUUUUAAUAGUAAUCAAUUGAAUAUUAUUUUCAAAAUAUUACAUAAAAAUUAAAACGCUCUCAGCAAAUUAUUCAAUAAAAUUACACAAAUAUGCAAUAAUAUUAAUUCUUAAUAAUCGUUUCUAUACAGGCUGAUUAAGUUAUACUCCGGAGUUUGAUAUAUCCGUUGUUUUAAAGGAUUCGAACAAAAGUUUUAAAUACAAAUAAUGAAUUAUUUCUUAAUAUGUGUUUCAUAAAGUCACAGCAUACCAAAGUUGUUUUUUUAGUGGAACACUCUAUAUGUUAUCUCGAAUUUGAAUUUUGCUCAUUUUCUCCAUUCCGGCAAUAUAAAGUUUUAUCAGGUUCUACAGGGUAGAGUAAAGUGCCCUAAUAUCGGAUCCUUUUUUAUUAGCAUUAAUAUUAAUUUCAAUCUGUCAAUAAAUUGACGAUAUCUUUUCAGCAAAAUAAAGGAUAUGCUAUACAGAACCAUAUAUUAAACAAAAAAAAAACAUGCUAGCUAAUAAAAAGUAAAAUCGAAAUUCUAAGAAAAAUGUUCAAUUCUCGUUGACAAACAAAAAUAUUCCUAAUCCUAUCCGGUAUUAGGACAAAAAUGUAAAAUUAGCCAUCGAGACAGAAAUCAUAUAUAUGCGUCUUCUUUGUCUAUAUUGGCACAGUGGGUAUGAGCCCACUUGAAACAUUUUGACCACUUCAUUGUUCACCUGCUUUAUCUUCAGAGAAGAGUCCAGAACAAAACAUACAUUCUGCUUCCUCUUCCCCAAUGUCACAAUCCAUGUCAGAAUCAUCAUCUAAAACGAGUUAUUCAUCUUCUUCAGAUGAGCCACUAGAUUCCUGGUUCUUAACACUCUUCUUGCUAACCUUCAUUGUUAUUUUCUUCUUAGAGAUUUUCCUUUCUUUUUAUUUGUUUUUGGGCAAGUUCGGUUUGGAACUCGACGGAUCUAACAGAGCGCGCACGGAGUACGUGACGUCACAGACAAAGUUCGCUCUUUUUAUAAUCUCAAGACGAACACAAGGGGAAUGACAAAUGACACUAGUGAUAGUUUGCACUUGAAUACACUGUUGUGUUCGUGUAUGGACAGUAAAAAAAUAAUUUUAAUCAAAUAGAAAAUAGUUAUUACAGAAACAAACAAGAAAUAAUACGUGUAAAACUGAUUAAUCACCGAUCAGAAUAUUGACAUUUGACAUUUUUGACACAUUCCUACAGAUACCCUCUGAUCUCCAUUGGCCAACUCGGGGAAGAGGGAGCGCGCUCCGAGUACGCAAACCGAACACAAAAGAGUACGCUCUGAGUGCCAAGACGACCACAAAUGAGGCAUACCGAGUACAGCGAACGUCAAACCGAACGCAGCCUUUUUAGAAGGCGAACGUUUGCCUAUUUUCAAGUUCGGAAUUCCUUUUGACACACUUUUCUUUCUCUUCUGUUCUGUUCUGACAAACUACUUUCUAAAGCAUCUUUAUAUGGAGUACCUGUAAUCAAGACAGCAGAUCCUUUUCUGGACUUUUUUCUUUAUCGCCAGGCUUUUAGAUAUCUGGAAUUAGAAUCUUUCACACAUUUGGUCGCGUUAAUACUUCUUGGAGGAGUCACAUGCCUUGUAGGAGUCACAUGCCUUGGAGGAGUCAUAUGCCUUGAAGGAGUCACAUGCCUUGGAGGAGUCACAUGCCUUGGAGGAGUCACAUGCCUUGGAAAAAUCACGUGCCUUGGCGGAGUCACUUGUCUUUGUUGUUCAGCAUCGAGUGGAUUUGGAGCUGGAAUUCGGUCACUUUUCGCUUGACUGUGAAUAGCGAAGUGCUCUCAAAAAAUGUGCUUAUUAAGCGGACAAAUACAGCUCUUUCGAAAACCAUUUAUAGCGAUUUCAGCGGUAGCACAUCUUGCAUACGCUUUUCCAAGCAAGUCGCAAACUUGAUAGCUUGUGACCACUCUUUCAGGGUUGUUUCUUAGCCAAUUUUCAAUCUCUUGUGACUAAUGUUUUAGGUAGCCCCAUGCAUGCAAGAUUCAGAGGCUGAGAAUAACUACAUGGUUUUGUCGCGCCAAGUUUAUCAAAGUUCCGAGUAUGGGAGUAGUGGCCAUCCAAGAAUAAUAAAACUGGAUCAGCCUCACUUGGUUUAACGUGGCUAAUAAAAUGUUGUAGCCAAUUGGUUGCUCUGAAUCCAUCCAGACACAUGGCAGGCAGUAACUGUUCCUGGUGGAGUGCCGUUAAGUAAUUCUGCCUUCAUGUUUUUUCGGGGAAAUAUGGACCAUUGGAGGCACAAAACCAUCAGCCGCAUUCAUGCAUGUAACCACCAUCACUAGUGCCCCCCUUUCUGUGGAGGUAACGGCACCUACCUGCUUUUUACCUUUUAAAUGUGAUUAACUUGGUAUACUUAGAUGGUACAAAUGUUGUACCUGUCUCAUCUACGUUGUAGAUUCGACAGGGAUUGAAUUUUUCUUUCUCCAACGCAGGUUCCAAAAUUUCAAAAAACUGAUUUACGUUUUCUUCUGUGAAUCCCUUAAUUCGGGCAGUUGAUAAACCCUGUGGUCUUCUAAACGUUAGUUCAGGAUGCCUCUUUAAAAAUGAACGCGUCCAUUUAUAACCUGCUUAUUUCUGAAUGUAAUGGGAGGUCAUUUUAAGUUAUUAUUGUAAUUAUUUUGUUCUAAGUACUAUUUAGAAUUUUUUAGUUAACAACUGUUAGUAUUAUUUAUAAUCUUGUUAAAAAAUCUGUUUUAGUUUUUAUUUUUAGAAUAAUUAUAAUUAACGUGUUUUUCAAGCUGAAAAUUGACAAUUUUCAGUAUUAUUAUUAAAAAUCGAAAAAACUCUACGACUAUAACAUAUAGGUAUAGGGAAUGCUUAACAAAAGUAAAAGUCUUUUGUAAGUAGUUUAUGAAAAUGAUAUAAGAUACAGGGUGUUUCAUUUGAAAUAACCGAUAAAAUUAUGGCCGUGAGUUUUGGGUUACUACUACGAAAUUAUUCUAGCCUUAAGAUAUUAACCCUCAAUUCUUGAUUCUAAAUAAUACAGGGUGACGAUUUCAUUUAGAUUUUUACAUACAACUGGCCAUUUCUUUAAAAGUACCCUGUAUAAUCUGAUAAAACCCUAUAUUGCUGGAAUGGGGAAAUAAGCAAAUAGGGUGUUCCACUAAAAACACAAUUUUAUGAAACACCCUGUAUAUUACGAAAUAAUUUUAAUAUGUGGAGCUGGACUCUAUCUAUAGUAUUUAAAACUUUUGUUCUUAUCCCUCAAAACAACGGAGAUAUCAAAUUCCGGAGUAUAAGUUGAUAUUGUUUUAUUUUUACUGAUUUCCAUAUCUCAUAAAAAUUCUUUAAAAUGAGCAAAAGCUUUGGACAUACGAGGUAUCUGUCUGCUCCAGGACUAUGCCUGAUUUUUGUCCAUUCAUCCUAAACUAAUGUUAGCUCUCCUUGGCGCUGUCAUUGCAAAUUUCGUAUCAAAUACACUUUUCCUUUCACAUUUUUUAAUAUAUAUAUAUAUAUAUUUUGAUAAAACUUUUUGGGAAAAAGAUAAAAAUGAUACUUUUAGUUUUUCGGUACAACACGAGAAUGAUUAUAAUAGAUCCUGCAGAUUUUUUCUCCCACUGUAAUGUUACCCAAAAUACUCAACUUUUUUCUCAUUUUAUCCUCUUUGUAUUUGUUACUGAUUAGAAUACAGCAAUGUUGGCACAUUAUAAAAACAAGCUAUAUGUACAUAGUCCGUGACAACUUAAUAAUAAAUUGUCAUUUGAAAUGAAGGAAUAAAAAUAAAGUGGAUUAGCUUUAUUUCUAAAAUUGCCAUUUUUUCUGCAAUGAAAAACCAAAUAAUGUUUGAACGGUUCUUUUCCAUAAUUAUUUUGUCCGCCAUAUCCAUGUGCGACGACAAAAAUAUCCAACUUUUAAAAAAUAAAUUUUUGUUAGAAUUAUGUUCCUAAAGAUCUUGUGAUAUUUGUUUCUUUCUUAAUUUAUUGUAAAAUUUUAGAUAAAUAAAAUAUAUUGACA
Psylliodes chrysocephalus is the source of this 13638-nucleotide messenger RNA. NCBI's taxonomy places the organism in Eukaryota, Metazoa, Arthropoda, Insecta, Coleoptera, Chrysomelidae. The record is from the annotation of a GenBank genome assembly.